Molecule: messenger RNA, 1318 nt
Organism: Biomphalaria glabrata
Lineage: Eukaryota; Metazoa; Mollusca; Gastropoda; Planorbidae
Product: ADP-ribosylhydrolase ARH3-like
Exons: 7
Coding region: 114-1202 (362 amino acids)
Cellular component (GO): mitochondrion; nucleus
Source: RefSeq, a predicted model, not a curated record
CUCUACGAAUGCUUAUCUAGCCUAACAACAAUAAUAGUCAACAGAUGUAGAUCUACAUUAGCUCUAGUCUAGAUCAUCAACAUCAUUAUUAAAAUAUAACAUUUAUCGUAAGCAUGCUAUCGCGAUUCAAAGGUUGCCUUGUUGGUGCAGUGGUCGGUGACUGUAUUGGGGCUAUUUAUGAAGGACAUUAUGCUAAAAUUCAAACCAGUUUAAUAAUAGAGAAACUCAAGAAAUUAGACAAAGCUAGAGAAAAUUUAAAAGAAGGUGAUGAGAAACCAUUGUCAUAUACUGAUGACACUGCCAUGACUCAAAGUGUUGCUUUGUCACUCAUUCAAAAAGGGUCAUUUGAUGCAGCAGACAUGGCAAAGAGGUUUGCUGAAAAGUUCUUUAAAGAACCUAAUCGAGGAUAUGGAGGAAAUAUCUAUAAGGUUUUUCAGGAACUCGAAGAUAUUGAUCCUGAGGAUGUCUUUAAACCAGCAGCCAAACAAUUUAAUGGAUCUGGUUCCUAUGGCAACGGAGGAGCAAUGAGAAUAUCUCCUGCACCACUUUUUGCUUUCAAUGAAAACAAUGAUACAAAACUACAGGAACUAGUCACCUCUAUCACUAGACUGACUCAUACCCAUCACCUUGCUAUACAUGGAGCCAUCCUUGUCGCCCACGCCAUAGAUCAGAGCUUACGAUGUGACGCAGAGGUAGAUGUCAAUAAAUUCAUUGAUGAUUUGAUAACAAAAUUGAAACCCUUGGAGGAGAAAUAUGUUGCCAGCAGCCAGGAUGAGCCACCAACUAAGAAAUCUGUCAAGAGAUCUCUAGAUGAAGAAGAAACUCCAUACUGUGCUAAACUAGCUAGGAUGAAAGAAAUGUUGCAAGAUGAAUCAUUACAGAAAUCCACAAUAAUUCAUGACCUUGGGCAUGAUGUUGCAGCAGUCAGCUCAGUCCCAGCAGCUGUUUUAAGUUUUCUGAUAGCAACUCAAAAGAUUCCGAAACUCAAAGACUUAAACCAAUUUGAACAGACAAUCAUCUAUGCAAUAUCACUUGGCGGUGACACUGACACUAUUGCCACAAUGGCAGGAGCCAUGGCUGGGGCUCUGUACGGGAUAGAAAGCAUUCCUGAAACUUGGCGAGCUUGCUGUGAAAGUGUGAACAAAGCUGAAAAAAUGGCAGAGGAUCUUUUCAACCUAAAUAAUAGGUCCUCUUCAUCUUAAGUUACUUGCUACUUUGUGUUACAUUUAUUGAUUUCUCUUUUGUUUAUUUUAUGCAUUUCAAGAAAAGUCAAAACAGUUCACUAAUAAAAAGAUCAUUGAUCCGUGUUGGCACAGAG